Molecule: messenger RNA, 276 nt
Organism: Pochonia chlamydosporia 170
Lineage: Eukaryota; Fungi; Ascomycota; Sordariomycetes; Hypocreales; Clavicipitaceae
Product: Sm ribonucleoprotein (LSM)-related domain-containing protein
Exons: 3
Coding region: 1-276 (91 amino acids)
Biological process (GO): mRNA splicing, via spliceosome; P-body assembly
Cellular component (GO): catalytic step 2 spliceosome; Lsm1-7-Pat1 complex; U4/U6 x U5 tri-snRNP complex
Molecular function (GO): RNA binding
Source: RefSeq, a predicted model, not a curated record
AUGGCGGACACUGGCGACGACACCGGUCACGUCUCCGAACCCCUCGACCUCGUCAGGCUGCUGUUGAAUGAGGUCGUCUUUGUCAAGCUGAGGGGUGACCGGGAGCUCAAGGGCAAGCUACAUGCCUACGACAGUCACUGCAACUUGGUACUCGGUGAGGUGGAGGAGACCAUCUAUGCUGCCGAUGAGGAUGAUGAGACAAUCAACCGCAAGUCAGAAAUGCUCUUUGUCAGAGGAGAUAGCGUUGUUUUAAUAUCACCGCAAGUUCCCUUCUGA